Molecule: messenger RNA, 3967 nt
Organism: Theobroma cacao (cacao)
Lineage: Eukaryota; Viridiplantae; Streptophyta; Magnoliopsida; Malvales; Malvaceae
Source: RefSeq, a predicted model, not a curated record
UUUUAUGUUAUAAAAGGAUUCAACGCGUCCAAAGAUAUCACCCUGGAGACAAACUGUCCCGACUCCCGACCAGAACGAACAAGUUUACCCUAAAUCCCUAUUCCCCUUUGCUUUCCCCCUUUCCGGCGGCCCACCGGCUCAAGCACAAUCGCCGCUCCCCGCCCAGCCGCCCAUCCUUCAUUUUAUUCAUCCGACAGCCACGAAUUGAGUAAAUUUUGCAUACAGGCAUUGGCUGAAAGGCAGUUUUAUACUGCUUUAAACUAUCUUUUUUAGGAGGAGGAAUCAAAGCUAAAGCUAGUGUUUGGAUCUUCUCAUUUAUCAAAAACAAUUCAAUCGGAUUGACAAAGUUUGUUGAUGUCAAACUCUGAAACCAUGAGCUUUCAAGGUCGAAAUAGACCAAGAAACCCUUCCCAAAGCACUCGUCAAGAAUGGGUUCCUAGAGGAUCUUCAUCUACAACCACCACUGUAGUAAGCAGUUCACCAGGCGCCUCUAAUUCAACUCCAAUUGUUAACCACACCUCAACUCGAAAUGAUAAUAGGAAUAGACAAAUUGGUCGGUCCACAAAUCAUAGGAGAGAUAAGGAAAAGGAAAGGAGUGAGAAUCAUGUGGUGGUAAAGGAGAUUGAUCCAAAUUUGCCACAGCUUGUGCAAGAAAUUCAAGACAAGCUUAUCAGGAGUACGGUUGAGUGUAUGAUUUGUUAUGAUACAGUACGGAGGUCUGCCCCCAUAUGGUCGUGCUCGAGUUGCUACUCCAUUUUUCACCUUAAUUGUAUUAAGAAGUGGGCUAGGGCACCCACUUCUGUUGAUUUAGUGGCGGAGAAGAAUCAGGGAAUUAAUUGGCGUUGUCCGGGUUGCCAAUUUGUGCAGUUGAUAUCGUCUAAGGAGAUUCGAUAUAUUUGCUUCUGUGGGAAGAGGACAGACCCGCCUUCUGAUUUGUACUUGACACCUCAUUCUUGUGGGGAGCCUUGUGGGAAGCCACUUGAGAAGGUGCUGGGACUUGGUGCUGGGGUGAUGAAGGAUGAGCUUUGUCCUCAUGUUUGUGUUUUGCAGUGUCACCCUGGUCCAUGCCCUCCUUGUAAGGCGUUUUCUCCACCACGGUUGUGUCCUUGUGGGAAGAAAGUUAUUACAACCAGAUGCUUUGAUAGACAGUCGGUUCUUACUUGUGGACAGUGCUGUGAUAAGCUUCUUGAGUGUGGGCGUCAUCGGUGUGAGCUGAUAUGCCAUGUGGGACCUUGUGAUCCAUGCCAGGUUCCGAUUAAUGCCCCCUGCUUCUGCAGGAAAAAAGUUGAAGCUGUCAUAUGUGGAGACAUGGCUGUGAAGGGAGAAGUGAAAACAGAAGAUGGUAUUUUUUCGUGUAGUUCAACUUGUGGAAAUAAGCUUAGAUGUGGCAAUCAUAACUGUGCUGAGAUUUGUCAUCCUGGUCAUUGUGGGGAUUGUGAGUUAAUGCCAAACAAGAUUAAGUCUUGUUACUGUGGGAAAACAAGCUUGCAAGAGCAAAGGCAAAGUUGUUUGGACCCAAUUCCAACUUGUUCAGAGGUAUGUGAAAAGUUCCUUCCCUGUGAAGUGCACCAAUGUGACCAAGUAUGUCAUUCUGGGGAUUGUCCAUCUUGUUCAGUUGUUGUCACUCAAAAAUGCCAAUGUGGAGCAACUUCUCGGAGGGUGGAAUGCUACAAAACAACACUUGAGAAUGAGAGAUUUACAUGUGACAAGCCUUGCGGGCGUAAGAAGAAUUGUGGUAGACACCGAUGUAGUGAGCGAUGCUGUCUUCUUUCAAACUCGAAUAAUCUUCCCUCUGGUGAUUGGGAUCCACACUUUUGCCAAAUGGCAUGUGGGAAAAAGCUAAGGUGUGGGCAGCAUUCUUGUGAAUCUCUUUGUCAUAGUGGCCACUGCCCUCCAUGCUUUGAAACAAUUUUCACUGAUUUGACAUGUGCUUGUGGAAGAACUUCAAUUCCUCCUCCAUUGCCUUGUGGUACACCUCCUCCUUCAUGUCAACUCCCAUGCUCAGUUCCACAAGCUUGUGGUCAUUCAUCUUCUCACAGCUGCCACUUUGGUGAUUGUCCACCUUGUUCCGUGCCUGUGGCAAAGAAGUGCAUUGGAGGACAUGUUGUUCUUCGGAACAUUCCUUGUGGAUCAAAAGAUAUUAGAUGCAACAAGCUCUGCGGCAAGACCCGGCAGUGUGGAUUGCAUGCCUGUGGGAGAACUUGUCACCCAGCGCCAUGUGAUAUCUCUUCUGGAUCUGAACCAGGUAUCAGGAUUUCUUGUGGGCAGACAUGUGGUGCCCCUCGGAGAGACUGCAGGCACACAUGUACUGCACCUUGUCAUCCCUCUGCUCCAUGUCCUGAUGUUAGGUGUGAUUUUCGAGUCACUAUCGCGUGUUCUUGUAGUCGGAUAACUGCCACUGUUCCUUGCGAUGCUGGGGGCUUUACUAGCAGUUUCAAUGCUGAUACAGUUUAUGAAGCUUCUAUUAUCCAAAAAUUGCCAGUAGCCCUUCAACCAGUGGAUUCAACUGGCAAGAAGAUUCCUCUAGGACAAAGGAAGCUUAUGUGUGAUGAUGAAUGUGCUAAGUUGGAGCGUAAACGGGUUCUUGAAGAUGCAUUCAACAUUACUCCCCCCAAUUUGGAUGCCCUUCAUUUUGGUGAGAAUUCAGUUACAUCUGAGUUACUUUCUGACCUAUAUAGGCGUGAUGCAAAGUGGGUUCUAGCUAUAGAAGAGAGAUGCAAAUUCUUGGUACUUGGCAAGAACAGAGGAACAGCAACAGGUCUGAAGGUUCAUGUUUUCUGUCCAAUGCUGAAGGAUAAGAGAGACGCGGUCAGGAUAAUAGCAGAAAGAUGGAAGCUUUCUGUUAGUGCUGCUGGUUGGGAGCCCAAGCGUUUUGUUGUGGUUCAUGUUACUCCCAAAUCCAAACCACCACCUCGUAUCCUUGGGGUUAAGGGGGCAACCAGUAUUGGGGCACUACAUCCACCAGUUUUUGAUCCUCUGGUAGACAUGGAUCCGAGGCUUGUUGUUUCUUUCCUAGAUUUGCCCCGAGAAGCAGAUAUAAGUGCAUUGGUAUUGAGGUUUGGUGGGGAGUGUGAACUUGUUUGGUUGAAUGACAAGAAUGCAUUGGCUGUAUUUAGUGAUCCUGCUCGAGCUGCAACUGCAAUGAGGAGGUUGGAUCAUGGCUCAGUUUAUUAUGGGGUUGUUAUCUUUGUUCAAAAUGCUGGAGCAUCAGUAGCAUCAACUGCUAAUAAUGCAUGGGGAGGAGCAGGGCAAAAUUCAGCUUUAAAAGGGAAUCCGUGGAAGAAGGCUGUAGUGGAGGAGCUUGGUUGGAGGGAAGAUUCUUGGGGUGAUGAAGAAUCUUUUGGUGGCACUUCUGAUUUGGGCUCUGUCUGGAAAGGGAAAGAAACUCCAAUUGCUGCUUCAAUUAACCGCUGGAGUGUUCUUGAUUCUGAAACAGGUGUAAGCUCAUCUUCUAGAACAGUUCAAACUGAAGAUCUUUCAAAACCUGCUGGAGUUCUAUCCAAUUCAGGUAUAGAUUCAAAUACUGCCAAGUCAAAUUCAGCUGGGCUACCUGGUGGGGAUUUUAAUGAACCAGAGCCUUUGGAAGUAGUGGAUGAUUGGGAAAAGGCUUAUGAAUGAGAGAGAGAAAAGAGAAAAAUAGCAAUAAGCUUGUGGUCAGGGUGAUGGGGUUGCCCAUUUUCAUUUAAGAUAAAAAUGGUUGGAAAUAUUGUGGUUUGGUUUUUACUUGUCUACUUUACACCCAAUAUUAUCAAAAGGGUGUGAGUAUGAUCUUUCUAAAUUUUUUCUUCUUUUUUUUUUUUUUUUCAUUUUUUACACCAAGGCCUUUCCUCUUUUGCUGUGUAGAUGAAUUUUUGUUGCAUUGGAAAGUAGCUACAUGUUCAACCUUGUUUCCAAUUUUUUAUUGCAUGAGAACAAUCUUUUAUCGCUAUAGAAGAAUGAAAGCUUAAUACAAGUUGCUUUUUAUGUC